This is a messenger RNA of Odontomachus brunneus, 2742 nucleotides long. RefSeq names its product tropomodulin (gene tmod). Gene Ontology annotation, cellular component: myofibril. Gene Ontology annotation, biological process: pointed-end actin filament capping; myofibril assembly. The coding region runs from base 645 to 1922 and encodes 425 amino acids. NCBI's taxonomy places the organism in Eukaryota, Metazoa, Arthropoda, Insecta, Hymenoptera, Formicidae. The record is from RefSeq and is a predicted model, not a curated record. The transcript is spliced from 11 exons. Gene Ontology annotation, molecular function: tropomyosin binding.
GGCUUCAGUCGCGCGUGGUCCACGUCGAAUCGCGCAUAUCUCGGGCUCUCGACCUACGGAAAAGAGAGAAAGAGUGUGUCGUUGGAAGAGACGUUCCUCGGUCGGAUAUUCAGGAUUCUCGUUUUCGCCUGCUGUGUUGGACGCUCUACGACUCGCUAGAUCUCAGCCUACAUUCGCCGAGCACCCGUCGUCGUCCAACACUCGCCCAUGAGGCGGGCACGCGGGUAUCGAGAGAGCGAGAGGGCUCGGAUCGAUCUUUGGUUCCUCGAUUAGAUGCACCCACUGCAAGUUGCUUGAUUUUACUAUAACGCGCAUCGUCGUUUCGGCAGCUCAUCUGGAAGUCGCGCGAAGUCCUUACAUUAUCGGGAAAGAUAGCGAUGCAAAUCUUUUCAUCGAUGUUGGAUAAUUAGAUCGAUUCGUGGCAUUUCAUUUCAAACGAUCAUUUCCCGGGCGGUCGAUCCGCUUCUCGAGGACUCUCAGCGGGAUCACGGGGCUAUAUGUUCGUGUACGAACUUGCAGAAUUCUCUCUCACACGGCGAAGAAUAAGCGAAAGGAUUUCUCUCCGAGUGUUCAUCGUGUGAAGCGUUUAGGGAGGAGUGACGUUUACAUAAAAUUGUGCGAAGCGUAACGCCGCGACGAGAAUCAUGGCUACCACGGAGGUUUUCCAGGACUGGGAUUCUCCUUACGAGAAUCUCAACACGAUGAGGACCACUACUAGAAAAACUACGAAAACCACCACCAGAACGGAGACUUCCUCGUCCACCAAGACAACCACCAUGACGACAGCAGCCAAGUUGUACGGCAAGGACCUCAGUGAGUACGAUGACAUUGACGUGGACGAGCUGUUGGCACAACUCACACCUGAGGAGAUCAAUAUACUCGCCAAGGAAGUAGAUCCUGAUGACAGCUUUAUGCCACCUUCGCAACGUUGCAGUUACGAAUGUGACAAGAGUCCCACAGGACCGCUAAAUCGAAAGAAACUCAUCGAGCAUAUUAACAAGCAGGCUCUGGAGACGCCUGAUAUUCCAGAGCUGAAGCCAUAUGUACCUGGUGUGAUCAGAGGCAAGAAAUGGGUACCUCCGCCGCAAGACAACGUGAAAGAGAAAGAGGCGGAGGAACAGAUCGCGAUAGAUCUCGGGGACGAGUACGAACAAGCGCUCUCGGCAGCCACCCAAGAAGAAAUCAUCGAUCUUGCUGCUAUUCUUGGAUUCCAUUCCAUGAUGAAUCAAGAUCAAUAUCACGCGUCCUUAUUGAACACCGGACAGCCGAUUGGACUCGGCUGGGACGGCGUGACGAAGGCUAGUCAACCUAAGGUCUAUCCCAUGGAACCGCCUAACGACACUGACGUCGACGCCACCAUCAAACAAGUGCGCGACGACGACUCUACUCUGACUGACUUGAAUUGGAACAAUAUUAAAAAUAUCUCAGACGAGAAGUUCAUGCAGUUGUUCGAAGGACUGGAAAUGAACACGCAUCUAGAAUCGCUGAGUCUAACCAACGUCGGGCUGAACGACAAGACUGCGCAACGGCUGGCAGACGCUGUAGAGAAGAAUUCGACACUCAGAGUACUCAACGUGGAGACAAACUUCAUAAGUCCGCCUGUGAUAGUAAGGCUCAUCAGAGCCCUUCUCAAGACAAAAUCCAUUGAAGAGUUCCGAUGCUCGAAUCAGAGGUCACAGGUGUUGGGCAACAAAAUUGAGAUGGAGAUCACACAGUUGGUGGAACAAAACCCGACGUUGCUGCGACUCGGGUUGCACCUGGAGUUCAAUGACGCUAGACAUCGCGUAGCUGCGCAUCUGCAACGCAACAUUGAUAGGAUCUGCCGUGCGGAACCCAUGGAACGCGCUAAGGUCGUAGCAAUCGGUACUGGUGCUGGAAACUUCACCGUUCUCUCCGUAGAUGACUUAAAAAACCGAACAUAGCGCUGUCGCGGCGCAUACGGCAGUCCCGGCUCGGGGUGGCGACAUCUUAACGCGAAGUGGCGUUCGCCUAGAUCGCCUGCGUCGCAUGGGAAGAGCCUCUCGCAACUAUACCAUUGGCUGGGCCAUGCGCUGAUGAUCGCCGCGACGAUGGCAACGACAACGACGAAGAUGACGGCGCUGACGACGACGAUAACACGGUGAGACGCCGAUGAUCGCGCGAGUUCAACAAGCACACCGCCAUCAGACGGCUCCCGCACACACGCAUACAAACACAUACAUUCUACACACACACACAUACACACACACACACACACACACACACACACACACACAUACACGCGUUAUCGUUGAAUCCUUGGAUCCUGCGGAGCACAGGAGGAUCUCUGCACGCGCACGGAUCGCGGGAUCCUCUCCGAGUCCUCCGAGACGCCGUGGACGCUCGUGGAUCCUCUAGGAUCCUUAAUUCGCCUCUUGCGCAUCCUUUUGGCUCUCAGGACCCCUUUGCUCCUUGAACUUCUGCGAGGAUCCUGAUCACACUCGGUGAGCCACCUUGAGAGCCUUUUUCGGCGCGCGGAGGAGACGGACGCGGAUGGAGAGCCGCGGAAAGCUUCGCGAAAAAAACACAUGACAAAUUAACACAUGGAUGUCUCUCGUCUUUGUUGUUCUCCAAAUGCUUGUAUACAUCUAAAUAUAUAAAUAAAUAAAUAAAUAUAUAUAUAUAUAUAUAUUUAUUUAUAUAUAUAUUGCCGCACCAGAGAUCUAUGUAUCACGCGAACAACACUCCAGUGCGGCUUCUCGCGGCGUCACGAUGUAAUAUAUA